Molecule: messenger RNA, 541 nt
Organism: Suillus subalutaceus
Lineage: Eukaryota; Fungi; Basidiomycota; Agaricomycetes; Boletales; Suillaceae
Exons: 3
Coding region: 120-461 (113 amino acids)
Source: RefSeq, a predicted model, not a curated record
AUUCGGAGUAUAUCAAGAUGACUGUGAAGGGAUACAUCCCGACGUAAUUGAAGAGUAUUACGGCGUCUAUGGCCGUGUUGCAAACUCGACGCCAACACCAGACUGGAGCAGGUCAUCCCAUGGACGAAGAAGACAGUGAUGAUGGUGAGGAACCUCAAGAUAUAGCACAAGCGGUCAAUAAUCAGCAAAGGGAUCAUGUCCACCAUGAAGCCAUUGGUGUUCCGUCGCAAAGGAACCCUUUCGUCAAUGAAGGAACAUACCGGCAAUUUUCUGCCACUCUCACCGAAGUCGUAGCCGAAGACAUAACACCACGCCAUUGCAGGCUGGCCGCAGAUGAGUGGGAAGGUAAUGGAUACCCCGUUUUUGAGACCAUUUCCGUUGGUCGCCGGGGAUCCAAAGAGCUUCAUGUGUCGCUUGGAGAAUUGAUAUGGUUUAGUCGAGCAAAGUGGUUUAAUACGUGAAUGAGAGCAUUGCAUAGCCCAAUUCAGGUCAUUUUCGCUUCCUCUUGAAGUCACGUUCACUCUGCACCCUUCCACUUGCG